AUGAAACUCCCAAUGCUAAAAAACCUGAACCCUGAUGUAUUGAACAGUGUUAUUGGCGACUAUACAGGUCUAAAUUCAUGUUUUGUUUACAAGAAAGGCUAUCGAUUAGAAUUGAGUGCGAACGAUAUUGAAAGUACGGAAAGUGUGGAAUUUAAAGAUGAUUGCCUCAGGUCAUGCCUUCGAUCAUUACUUUCCGGUGGAUUCAUAUGUCGCUCAUUGAUGCAUAUGCCGAAAGAUGAAGACUGUGUACUUACUGCACUUGACGGACAAAAAGCUAUCCGUACAGAACAGAAAUCAUCUCAGAUACCUGUGAAUUUUUAUGAGAAUUUAUGUGCUAAACUUCCAGUACAAGGAGGCGUUGUUGAGGGAUUGUUGAGAGGUUUCCGUGGUGGUGAUGGUAUGAUUAAAAUGACACAAAUUCGAGGAUCCAAAUCAUUGGCACUCAUAAUUCUAGAUGGUGUUCAUGAAAAAAAGGAUUUUGACAUUACUUACCAUGAAGAUGAAAUCAAGGACUGUUUCAAAAUGACUGCGGAUGAGAGACAUAAUAGAAAAAAACUGAUGACACUGGAUUCUGACAGUACGGGAAUGGCUGUGCAGCCAUGGACGGAAAUCGAAUUUGACCUGCUCAAUGAUUCAGUUCUCAAUAAGACGAUUACUGUCACGGAGGCAGGGACCGGUGAAGUGAUUCUUUGUGGAAAAUUAAAAGUGAAAGGAAGUAGAGAGGAAUGGGAAAGGGCCAAAAAUAGUACGGAAAGACUCUACAAAUUUUGUUUAACCGCCAUAAUUUGCAUUCUGAUGAGUGUUUUCAAACAAAUUUAUGAUCUACUUUCGAUUUAA
Messenger RNA from Acanthocheilonema viteae, 837 nucleotides. NCBI's taxonomy places the organism in Eukaryota, Metazoa, Nematoda, Chromadorea, Rhabditida, Onchocercidae. The record is from the annotation of a GenBank genome assembly.